Molecule: messenger RNA, 1307 nt
Organism: Pistacia vera
Lineage: Eukaryota; Viridiplantae; Streptophyta; Magnoliopsida; Sapindales; Anacardiaceae
Product: eukaryotic translation initiation factor 3 subunit I-like
Exons: 8
Coding region: 128-1108 (326 amino acids)
Biological process (GO): cytoplasmic translational initiation
Cellular component (GO): cytoplasm; eukaryotic translation initiation factor 3 complex, eIF3m
Molecular function (GO): translation initiation factor activity; protein binding; RNA binding
Source: RefSeq, a predicted model, not a curated record
CAUUAAAAACCCUAAUCUUGCUGUUGCUGUCUUCUUCUCCUCCUCUUCGGCUUAUUGUUGAGUGAGAGAAAUCGAUAUCUAAAAUCAAAAUCAAAGCCGAAGCAAAGAAAAAGAAGAAGAAACAAGCAUGAGGCCGAUAUUGAUGAAAGGCCAUGAAAGGCCUUUAACUUAUCUUAAAUACAACAAAGACGGUGAUCUUCUCUUCUCUUGCGCCAAGGAUCACAAUCCCACCGUCUGGUUCGCCGACAACGGCGAGCGUCUCGGCACCUACCGUGGCCACAAUGGUGCCGUUUGGUGCUGCGAUAUCACAAGAGAUUCGAUGCGGCUUAUUACUGGGAGUGCGGACCAGACGGCGAAGCUGUGGAAUGUGCAAACAGGGGCUCAGUUAUUCACUUUCAAUUUCGAUUCUCCGGCGAGGUCGGUGGACUUCGCUGUUGGUGAUAAGCUUGCUGUCAUCACCACUGAUCCUUUCAUGGAAUUGACCUCCGCUAUUCAUGUCAAACGCAUUUCUAGAGACCCCUCUGAACAGACUGGGGAAUCUGUGCUUAUUUUAAAAGGCCCUCAAGGGAGAAUCAAUAGAGCUGUUUGGGGACCACUUAACAAGACUAUCAUAAGCUGUGGAGAAGAUGCUAUAAUUCGUAUUUGGGAUUCUGAGACAGGAAAACUUCUUAAAGAGUCAGACAAGGAAUCUGGUCAUAAGAAGACAAUAACAUCUCUUGCUAAAGCUGCAGAUGGAUCACACUUUCUCACUGGUUCCCUUGAUAAAUCUGCUAAGCUUUGGGAUUCGAGAACAUUGACUCUUAUCAAGGCCUAUGUGACAGAGCGCCCAGUCAAUGCUGUUGCCAUGUCUCCACUUCUUGAUCAUGUGGUGCUUGGAGGUGGUCAGGAUGCUUCAGCUGUCACGACAACUGAUCAUCGUGCUGGGAAGUUUGAAGCCAAAUUCUAUGACAAGCUUCUUCUAGAAGAAAUUGGAGGCGUGAAAGGGCACUUUGGACCUAUAAAUGCUCUAGCUUUCAAUCCUGAUGGUAAAAGUUUCUCGAGUGGAGGUGAAGAUGGUUAUGUUAGGUUACAUCACUUCGACCCAGAAUAUUUCAACAUCAAAAUCUAAAUUUUGGAGCAUUUGUAUAAGAAUCAAGCCUUGCAACGACUGGAAGAAAUAUUGUUGUUUUGUCUGUGGGAGGAGCACAGUUUUGUAGAAGUUUAUAUUAAUGCACAUAAAUCAGGCGUUUAAUGUUGCUUGUUCUGAGAAUUGCAUUUGGAAUUUAGUAUAUUAUUAUGAGGUGAUUCUAAUUCAUUGUUAGUUGUUU